AAAAAAAAAUAGUCGUCUAACUUCACAAAUUUACCGAUCGUUUCUGCUUCGCCUUUUCGGAAUCCAAACUGAAUCUGAUUUAAAUCUUCAGAAAUCUUCGCGAUCUUCUCACCAAAUCAUGAGUAAAGCACAUCCACCAGAACUCAAGAAGUUCAUGGACAAGAGAUUGUCAUUGAAGCUGAAUGGCAACCGUAGAGUGACUGGAGUUCUUAGAGGAUUUGACCCUUUCAUGAACCUUGUAAUUGAUGAAGCAACAGAAGAUAUUUCGGCUACACAGAAAAAUGACAUCGGCAUGGUGGUGGUGAGAGGAAAUAGCAUCAUCCUUCUUGAAGCCCUGGACAGAGUAUUAUAGCAAUAGCCAUCCAGUCAUGACUAUUCAUCUGUUCUAAUGCCUUGUAUCCAUUGUGAAAGCUGGAGGAGAAAUCACCUGGACACUCAAUAACUUAACACAAUUAACACAAUUGGUAGAAUCAUCAUAUCAAUAUUGUCAAGUUCCGAAACGCUUGAUUUACAGAGAUAUCAUCUCAUAAUCAUGUAAUUUAUCUUUUCAAAAUUAUGAAAAAAAGAUAUCACAACUUAAGUCCAACUGUAAAUAAUCCUGUAAAUAUAUUUGUGUCUUGUUGGAAAAUGUAAUUUUAAAAGAAUUUUGUUGAAGGGGGAGGGGGGGGGGUCAACAUCAAUACAUUUUGGAGAGUGGAAAUAAUGAGGAAGAAAACCACAGAUAUUUUUAUCAUUCCUUUAGAGAAUAUGCCCAAUUUUCACUUUCUGUAUUUACAUGCUAGUGGGUAAUUUUCUUUUUUUUUAUACAAUGCAAAUAUACAGUUAUACUGUUUUAGAUGUUAAUGGUUUCUGCAUUGCAAAUCAGUAACAACAAUGUUUGAAUUAUUUAUCUAACCAGAAAUAAUGGUAAAUCAUACCGUGAAUGUAUUCUGUGAAAUUCCCAGUAGGUCGGGGUAUACAGUAUUUUUUUUAUUCAUAAGUCUUGGUGAUUCAUGUUCUGUAUCUGAUCAGUUUCUGAAUCGUUCAUGUGCACAAACCUUCAUCACAGAUGUGUUUUGGGGAUCAUCUAAAGGAGUAAUUGUACUAAACGGUUGUUACUGGUUUUGUAUUUUCAUUGUGUUCAAUAAAUCCUGCUUGUACAUUUUCUCAAA
Molecule: messenger RNA, 1151 nt
Organism: Lytechinus variegatus (green sea urchin)
Lineage: Eukaryota; Metazoa; Echinodermata; Echinoidea; Temnopleuroida; Toxopneustidae
Gene: snrpg
Product: small nuclear ribonucleoprotein G-like
Exons: 4
Coding region: 119-352 (77 amino acids)
Biological process (GO): mRNA splicing, via spliceosome; spliceosomal snRNP assembly
Cellular component (GO): precatalytic spliceosome; U1 snRNP; catalytic step 2 spliceosome
Molecular function (GO): RNA binding
Source: RefSeq, a predicted model, not a curated record